Molecule: messenger RNA, 1980 nt
Organism: Verticillium alfalfae VaMs.102
Lineage: Eukaryota; Fungi; Ascomycota; Sordariomycetes; Glomerellales; Plectosphaerellaceae
Exons: 2
Coding region: 1-1980 (659 amino acids)
Biological process (GO): positive regulation of transcription by RNA polymerase II
Cellular component (GO): nucleus
Molecular function (GO): DNA-binding transcription factor activity, RNA polymerase II-specific; zinc ion binding; transcription cis-regulatory region binding
Source: RefSeq, a predicted model, not a curated record
AUGCAGGACGCCAAUGGCAAUGGCAGUGGCAGCGGCAGCAUUAACGUUGCCAGCGUCGCCAGCACUGCCAGUACCGGCACCAUCACCAGUGCAGGCACAAGCAUAGGCGCAGCCCCCAGUCUUCACCCUCUAAUACAAACGCCAACACCUCAACUCCUCCAGCUGCCAGUUCCCCAUCAGAACCAAUCCACCGGCGCGGCCAAUGGCUCUUCCACAUCCGCCGUCCCCUCGCGCCCGGGGCCUUCCACCUCGGGCAGGCGGUUUAUCCGAUCGCGCGAGGGCUGUCUGACAUGCAAACGCCGCAAGGUCAAGUGUGAUGAACAGCGACCCAGAUGCUCCCAUUGCGAGCGACUCAACCUCGAGUGCAAGUGGCGUCCCCAAUCCAGCAUCAGCCAGCAGAGAAGGCAGAUGGCUGCCGUGAGCGGCUCCGUCACCAGUCCUGUUCCUCCUUCUCCUGCCACAGAUAGCUCACCCAAUGCUCCUGGCUCUCUGCCGGGCCAUGCCGUCGACGAGGUAUUCGAUUAUGCAAGCUUCAUGUGGGACUCCGGCGACUUUUGGCAGCAGGUCAGCCCUCUGCUGACAACAGCCAAUGCUGUCAUGCCCUUUCCGCCACCGGAUCGAGGCUCCAUGAGCGCUUCUCUGGAGUCGGCAGGCAUCGAUAAAUUUGACAACAUGGGCGGAGUCCAGCAGGAACAUCAACCACUACAGCUGCUGCCACCAGCAGGCGGUAAUGACGAUCGUCUGUUUGACUUUUUUGCUCGCUCGAACAAUCCACCAUUGCUCGCUGAGGUUGAGACCCAGAAGAAGUGGCUCGCCAUGCGCCACGUCGUUGUUGAGAUGGCCCGUGUCUCAAGAAUGGUGCGCUGUGCGAUACUCGCCUUCUCUAAUGUCCUCAUUGUUCGCUCCGAAGGGCCAUGGGCUGCUGUUCAUCAGGGCCACUACGAAAGCGCCGUCGCUGAGCUUGCUGCGUUCGACAUGGCCUCUCUGACCGAGCAUAGCCAGUACAGAGAGCAUCUGCUUACCUCCCUCUUUUUUCUGGCCUACGUCGACAUUGUGGAGAGCAGGCUCGAGGCAGCUCAUUUGCACCUCAAGCGAGCGUACCUUGUCUUCCGAGAAGCAAACAAAAGCGGCAUCGUAUCGGUUGAGAAGCAAUUUUUCCUAUGGUUCCGCAUUCUCGACGGCCGAGCCGUGUCUGGAGGAGGUGACGGUCUUUUCUUGGCUCAAGACGACGAGUUGAUGCUGUUUGACGCCUCUCCGGCAAGUUUUGAGGGUGAUGGGGAGGAUGGGCCGAAGGAUGACCUUGUCGACGGUGAUAUUGAAGCUGUCCUCUUUCAAGUUCUCUACCAACCAGGCAUUGUCUUUUAUCAGAAGGUACAGAGCUUUAUGGGCCGUAUCUCCAAGAUUGAUCCGUGGCAUCGCUCCCGAGGCACGGUGGAGGACGAAACGGAGGUCAUGAACAUUGCUGCUGGCAUUGCAACGGACCUGCGCACAUUAUACGAUCAGAGGCCUCCGCUCAUGGAUUACGCUGUUGCAGGUAAGCUCACAGAGAGACACAUCUCAGCCCAUCUCGCCUUCGCCAUCACCAGAUCUUUCCGCACCUACCUUUCCAACUACUACGCCAGCAAGGUCCAUCUGCACCGUGUGGCGUACAAAACGCUGCCUCUGACUCGGGACACACUCGAUGCUCUGAUCAACAUCCGUCAGCUGGCGCGCCAACUUGUCAACGGCCUUCCUGCGGAUGAUGCGUUGCCUGUCAAUAUGCUCUGGCCUCUGUUGAUGCUGGGUGUGGAAGAGCAGGAUCCGGAUGAAAAGGCAUGGAUCAAGACGCAGAUCUUGCGGAUGGAGAAGGUUGCUGGGAACGCGAGGAUCACGGCGCAAGUUCUCGAAGAGGUCCAGACUCGCCAAGAUGCAGCCAAGAUGCGAAUGGAUAUUCGCUCGGUCAUGAUUGCUGUUUUUAACUCGUCGUUUGCGAUUGUCUAA